AUGGCCCAAAGCACAACUAUACAGGUUGCGACCGGGGACCAGGUCCCGGUCUCGCGCAGCUCCAAGCGAUUUGUGCCAAAGGACCUGUCUGGCAAUCCAAUCCCACAGAGCAAAAGAUGGCUCUAUUCAACGGCCGCCUCCAAACACGGAGGCGCCCUCCGGUCGUUUACCAUUGAUGCAGUCAUAGUGGGCAGCUUUGUUGCCUUCAACGCGUCCCAACUCGGGCGCAACUUUUACGACGGCAUCGAGACGCACUACGGCGAAUGGAACGUGAAUUUCUGGGGCACCUUUCUCAUCACGUCCAUCUUCUUCUGGGUCUGGGGCGCCGUGUUUGCGAUCCCCGAUCUCACCGGCCACCCGGCGUGGCUGUUCAAGUACAAGACGCAGCCGUUUGUCAGAGUCGACCUGCGACAGUACGCCCACAUUGCCCUCAUCUCGCUGAGAAACCAAGUCCUGGUCGCCGGGCCGCUGCUCCUCGCGACCAUGUACAUCGGCCCUGUGCGGCCCGUCGGCUCGGCGGCGUUGCCGGGCAAGCUGGAGACCGUGGCCACCAUCCUCUUCGACGUGCUGUGUACCGAAGUCGGAUUCUACUAUAUUCACAGAUUGCUUCACACCAAGAGGCUCUACUCGCUGUUCCACAAGCAACACCACGAGUUCACGGCGCCGGUAGGUCUCGCGGCCACGUACUGCACCGUGACGGAGCACAUCUUGUCCAACCUGCUCCCCAACGUCAUCGGCACUUUGAUUGUGAGGCACCACUGGUCGCAGGUCGUCUUUACAUUCGUCUUUCUCGAGUUUGGCACCAUUUGCUCGCACUCGGGGUACAACAUUCCCUGGGUGCACUCGAACCUGCAGCACGACUUUCACCACUUUGCCUUUGACGAAAACUUUGGCCCGGCGGGGCUGCUGGAUGCCCUUCACUCGACCGACAGAAAGUUCAAGAAGGCGUUGGCCGAGGCGAGGCAUCGAGUAGGAGGGGACGACGAAAAGGCCCGUCAGCUCGUGCUCGAGAAUCUGGCCGCUCUGGAAGUGCAGGCCAAAUAA
Metarhizium brunneum ARSEF 3297 is the source of this 1044-nucleotide messenger RNA. RefSeq names its product Fatty acid hydroxylase domain-containing protein 2. Gene Ontology annotation, biological process: sterol biosynthetic process. Gene Ontology annotation, molecular function: C-4 methylsterol oxidase activity; iron ion binding. The record is from RefSeq and is a predicted model, not a curated record. NCBI's taxonomy places the organism in Eukaryota, Fungi, Ascomycota, Sordariomycetes, Hypocreales, Clavicipitaceae. Gene Ontology annotation, cellular component: endoplasmic reticulum membrane.